Molecule: messenger RNA, 836 nt
Organism: Dibothriocephalus latus
Lineage: Eukaryota; Metazoa; Platyhelminthes; Cestoda; Diphyllobothriidea; Diphyllobothriidae
Source: the annotation of a GenBank genome assembly
UCAACGAUGGUGAAAGUAGCGUCGUGAAAAGCAAUUCUUCAGAUUUAGCGUUGGUAAUAGCUGGGCCGAGGGCUGGUCGCCGCAUGGGUGGCUACGUCGACUUUAAGCUGGCGAAGAAGCUUUUUGGCAACGUAUCGCCAGACGAGGCUGCUCAAAACAUGGCUAAUCGUCUGACCGAUCUCAACCGCAAUAUGGAAGAGACCUGCAAACAUCACUGUUGGUGCGCCAUUGAUUGCGUUGCAAAUACGGUUCGAUACCGCUUUAUCGAGUCCAACGGACCACGUCUGCAAACCGUCACGGAGGACACGCCACUUGUUGAUAGAUACUUUGUGUGGCCUGUGAGGGAAAUAAACGAUGUCAAAGAAGCUGAGGAGUUGGUUGUAAGUAACAAGGCUGCCCAUAUUAUGGCCUGCAACGGCUGGGUAAUGAACGCGGAUCCACUGAAGAAUUUUGCCGAUCCCGACUCUGAUGUCUACGUUAGGCGUGAGCUUGUUGUCUGGGGCGACUCUGUGAAGCUCAGAUAUGGUGACCGUCCUGAGGCCUGUCCGUACUUAUGGGAUCGAAUGCUGACCUACGCCAAGAUCUCCGCAAAGAUAUUCCACGCCAUUCGUUUAGACAACUGUCACAGCACCCCCAUUAAUGUGGCUCAAGCCAUGUUAGAUGCAUGCCGCGAAGUUCGUCCCAAUGUAUUCAUUCUGGGCGAACUUUUUACCGGAAAUGAGGGCUCGGAUAACGUAUUUAUAAAUAAACUUGGCAUCAGCGCGUUGGUCAGAGGUAAUUUGUUGCCCUCACUUAUAUCGCUAUAUUCUACUAUCACUUUUGAAUGUUCUGCCUAA